GGGCGGGGCCGGCGGCUCCUCUUAAACUCCGCGCAUCCUCCGCGUCUUCAUCCUCCUUCUGCUCCUCACCAUCCUCACCAUCCUCACAGUCACCGCCCCCACCAUCCCCACAGCGGCGGUGUCCGGGGUAGCGUCCGGAUCGCGCAGCUCUGAAGGAUUCCAGUCUCGUGAGCCACAGUACUCGUUCUCCUGAAGAAAGUCCAGUUUCCUGUGCCACCACCUCCACCAAAAACCAUGGAGAAGUUUGUCUCAGAAAGGCCUGUUCCUCUGUCUAAGAAUGAAAUCCUUACUCUUCCUUCCCAGAAGAAGCCAGAUACGAACUCAUGCCCUCAUGCACCUGCCAAAUAUUUUGUCUCUGGUGGGGUGGACUCCGAGAACUGCAAGGCCAAUGAGAAGGAAGAGCAGUGGAUCCGCCCUGAUACACCCAGCAAAUGCACCUGGAAGCUUGGGAAACCCCUCUCUGCCUCCCCCCAUCACCAUGCCACCCUGCCAGAGCCUCCGAAGAUCCUGCCAAACAUCCUGAAUAAAGUUGGCAACACGCCUUUGGUGCGGAUCAACAAGAUUGGGAAGCACUUUGGGCUCAAGUGUGAACUCUUGGCCAAGUGUGAGUACUUCAACGCCGGGGGCAGCGUGAAGGACCGCAUCAGCCUCAGGAUGGUGGAGGAUGCUGAGAAGGCUGGGAUCCUGAAGCCUGGGGACACCAUCAUAGAGCCAACCUCUGGGAACACAGGGAUCGGGCUGGCCUUGGCGGCGGCAGUGAAGGGUUACCGCUGCAUCAUCGUCAUGCCAGAGAAGAUGAGCAUGGAGAAGGUGGAUGUCCUGAGAGCUCUGGGUGCUGAGAUUGUGAGGACCCCAACUACUGCCAGAUUUGAUUCUCCUGAAUCUCACGUAGGAGUGGCCUGGAGGCUGAAGAACGAAAUCCCCAACGCACACAUCCUAGACCAGUACCGCAAUGCCAGCAACCCCCUGACGCACUAUGACACCACAGCUGAGGAGAUCCUGCAGCAGUGUGAUGGAAAGGUGGACAUGGUGGUGGCCGCGGCUGGCACAGGAGGUACCAUCACUGGCAUCUCCAGGAAGCUGAAGGAGAAGUGUCCAGGAUGCAAAAUUAUAGGUGUGGAUCCUGAAGGCUCCAUCCUCGCUGAACCAGAAGAACUGAACAAGACUGACAAGACAAUGUAUGAAGUGGAAGGAAUUGGAUAUGAUUUUGUCCCCACAGUGUUGGAUAGAUCUACUGUGGACCAGUGGUACAAGAGCAAUGAUGAGGAGUCGUUUGCUUUAGCACGGAUGCUGAUCCGCGAGGAGGGACUGCUGUGUGGUGGCAGCUCGGGCAGUGCCAUGUCUGUAGCUGUGAAGGCAGCCAAGGAGCUGAAGGAGGGUCAGCGCUGCGUUGUCAUCUUACCUGACUCCAUCAGGAACUACAUGUCCAAGUUCUUGAGUGACAAAUGGAUGAUUCAGAAAGGGUUCAUGAAAGAAGAAGACCUUGGCAACAAACCUUGGUGGUGGAACAUCAGUAUUCAGGAGCUGAGCCUCUCUGCCCCCCUGACCGUGCUUCCAACUGUUACCUGUGCAAAGACUGUGGAAAUCCUCCGGGAGAAGGGAUUCGACCAGGUACCAGUUGUUGAUGAAUCUGGGGUGAUUCUGGGCAUGGUUACCCUGGGUAACAUGCUUUCCUCACUGCUUGUUGGAAAAGUUAAGCCUUCUGAUGAAGUCAGAAAAGUAAUCUACAAGCAAUUCCAACAGACAGACAAUCCAGCAUCGUGGGGAAAUGUGAUUAACCUGAAAGACAACUUGGGGAAACUCUCUCCCAUCCUGGAAAUAGACCACUUUGCUCUGGUGGUUCAUGAACAGAUUCAAUAUCACACGGAUGGCUCCUCCAGCAAGCGGCAGAUGGUGUUUGGCAUCGUGACAGCCAUCGACCUCCUGAACUUUGUAACCGCACGGGAGCGGGAGAGGAAAUCCAACUAAAGCCAAGCAGCAACGUGGAGCCUCUUCAACAUUUUGCAAUCUCCAACAAAGAAUCAGGUUUAUGUCCUAAGUAGAAUGUGGGUUUUUUUGUUGGGUUUUUGUUGGUUUUUUUUUUAAUUCUGAAAAUAAGCAGUUAGCUAUCCUGGUGUCAGCUAUCCAGCCAGUGUGUCCUGCUGUAUUGCACAGCUUCUGGGACUUGUUUCUUAAUCAGGUUAAGCAAUAUUUCUUAUCAAGACAAUUUAUUUUUUUACCUAUAUAUAUAUAUAUGUAUGUGUAAAAAAUAUUGCUUAAAUUAACUGGUGUGUUCCUUAUUUCUUAUGUCUGAAGGCUGGCUUUCCAAAACAUUGUUUCAGAUUCAUAAAAUGUCUUGAAAUAAAGAGUUACUGAAGCAGAGGCCCAAGAUAGCUCUGGAAAGUUCUGGAUGGUUUUUUUUUCUCCCCAUUCAAGGGUGUUAAGUUAGAUAUUACCUGUGUGGAGACAAAAUUGGGACUGGGGCAUGGGGAGAAGAAAGCAGGGUUUCCCUUUUGGUGGCAUCAGUGUAAAACAAAGAAAAUCCUGAGGGCUGGAGCUGAGAAUCGCUCCAGCCAUCUGCUCUGAGAAAAAGCUAGUUGGAGUAGAAGCAUGGCAGUGAAGUGACAAACAUAACGCAGUGACAGUGUUUUACACAGAGCACCAGCUUUCCCUGCCAUGACAGACCUAUUUUUUUUCCCAAUCCCGUUAAGUAAGCACAAAUGGAAAGAUUUAAAAGGUAAGAUCAAGCUCCUUGCCUGAAGGUUUUUUAAAAUGAUGCUGUUUCAUCUAUUACCUUCCUCUUCCCUCCCCACCCUCUUAUUUAUCUCAAAGUGCCUUUUUUUGGUGCCUGUUUUAGAACAGCCAAAGAUAAUCUGUCAAGAGCUGUAAAUUUCAAGUCUCACUCAGGUACUCCUACCCUGUAGUUCCUUAUUCCAGGAGAAAAGCCCUGCACUGGCCACCCCUUUGGAUUAGGGUUAUUGCUGAAGGAAAGUGACCCAUCCUUACCUUACACUGUGGUUUACCAGUAAAUUCAUACACUUCUUUAAGAUUUAAGACAACUUUUCCCAAGGCUCUGGAGAAAAAACUACUAUGAAGUCUAAAAAUAUACAACUUCAAUAAUAAUAAUUGAAAGGUUCUAAAGGGUGAUUGAUUUUUUUUUUUUUUUUGGUUUUUUUUUUUUUUUAGUUUUUUUUUUUUUUUUUUUUAGUUUUUUUUCCCAUUUUGCUGUUCAGUGAUUCCUCUCUCACUGUUGCCCCUCACUGCAGGAGCAACCCCAGCUUGGGUGCUCUGAUCAGUGGAAAGGUGAACCUGUGUGAGUGCCAGAUGUGUGCACCUGUGUGUUAAAACCCUCUGUUCAAAUCCAUGGUAGCUUUUCUAGGCUGAACAGCUCUGUCCUACCUCAGCUGCUGCUUGGCAGAGCCUCAUAACUCAUCUUUCAAACUGUAUUUCUGAGCUGCCUCACAAGGUCAUAAAUGACAGCACAGUUAAGGGCAGGGUCCUUGAUCCUCAUGCUUUUGACAUCCUUGAUGCUUCUUUGUGUCAGGAGUCUGUGAAUGGUCAGUUGUACCCCUUGAGACAUCAGUAUUCCAGCUAAACUUCUAAACCCCUUUUCCAAUUACUUCAAAUACUACUGUCAGAUACUCUUCCAUAUCUUAAUUUACAGGGAAAACAGACUUCUUUCUUUGAUUUACUUAUUUUUACUACAUCCUUUGAUCCCCACACGUGCAAAAGGACCCAUGUACUUCACUAGAUGCUAUGACCUGAAGUGUUUUCUGCCCUUGUAGAUGUCACUGCUGCUAGGUUUUGGCAUUACUGCUGCCUUUGAAUAUUUACUUUACUGGCUUUUAUCUGAUUUUUACUUUUUCCCCCUUUGCCAUCUGGCCUUCACUCACAGUAGCAGGGAGGGAGGUGCUUGAGUAGCUGAGGUUUGUCCUUUUCCCCUGUGAAAGCUCAUGUCCUGACCUAACAGAAUUCAGCAGGAAAUACAAAAAUGGUAGAAGGAGGUUCCCAAAGCUGCUUUUCAGAGCAGCACAAGAGAGGAGUUAAAGGUGGGGCAGCAAAUUAGUCAGUUAUAAAGAAGUGUGAGGCUUUUAAUCUAUUUUUCUAGUACACUGUUCAUACAUUAAUUCUUGUUGUGCCAUGAAAACUAGCAGCAUUGUGGACUGAGACAUAGGGGGUGGUUAGAAAUGGUGGGGAAGAGGGGAUGGGAGUCUAAAGCAUUCCAAGUAAGCCAAAGGAUCCAAAGAAAUCACCUGCUCCCCUGUGGUUUGGGAAGAACAGGAGCAGUCUCCUAUUCUGUGCUGGCACAGGGAGGAAAAGACAGCCACCAGCCCCUCUUAUUCACAGCAACACCGUGGUGAGACCAGAGGAAUUGGGUAAACAAAUGGAGUUGCUGCACAACUGAAAAACUUUCCAGAGCUCUUUCCCGUGGCAGGGAUGCAGGCAGCAAAGAGAAGGGGACAGGGAAUCCAGAAGGGCUGAAGUUCCUCUGCAAAAGCUUCUAAGUGUGAUGCUUUCUUUGCAUGUCUGAGGAUCUCACUGCUGGUCCUGGUUAGUUGUGGUAGGGCUGAUUAAAACUGGGCUUAUCUUGUUUCAAAUUCUCUGAAGACCAAGAAAGACACUGCAGUUUGUUCAGUCUUUUACCUGAGCUCGAAGGCCAGAGCCUGAACAGAGCUGUAUUUUUUUCUCUGAAGUGGGUGCCUGCAUCUUCUGUUUACCUGUGCUGCUUAUGCAAGCGCUGACUAAACCUGAAACCUAUUUUGCACAUGGAUAUUUUUAUCAACAAUUUAUGCUGUAUUUGUCACUGUCAGCGAUUAUCAGUCCUAAUGUUAGCUCUGCAAAAAUACUUUUUAUUUUCUCACCUGAAGGCAACUAUUCAGUAAAACCUGUACAAUAUUUUGCAAGCGGUUACCAGGCAAUGACUUAAGGAUCAUUUUCACGUUGUCAUGUCCAGUGUAAUUUCCCAUUUCUUGUACAAGCUGUGGCUGACUCCAGAACUCUGGCUAGCAGGGAUUCCUCUAAGCAGCCACACCAGUCUCAUCUGCACACCAAGCUUCUUUCCGAAAACUUCUGCUUGCUCUUAUAAAUCUCACACAAGGCUCACUGUCAGGAGCUUGCUGAUACUGCCCCUGUCAUCCAACAGCUUUUCUUACUGUGUAGUGUCAACUAAGGGAAAGGGAAGCCUUCUUAUGCUUCAAGGAGCUGGGAAAAACCAACACUAUGAGCUGUAUUUAUUGCACAGAUGUUCACAAAUGUACAAUAUGAAGAGUUCAAUAAAAGCUGUUUGAUUGCA
Molecule: messenger RNA, 5272 nt
Organism: Corvus hawaiiensis (hawaiian crow)
Lineage: Eukaryota; Metazoa; Chordata; Aves; Passeriformes; Corvidae
Product: cystathionine beta-synthase-like protein
Exons: 18
Coding region: 235-1968 (577 amino acids)
Cellular component (GO): cytoplasm
Molecular function (GO): cystathionine beta-synthase activity; cysteine synthase activity
Source: RefSeq, a predicted model, not a curated record